Messenger RNA from Chenopodium quinoa (quinoa), 3375 nucleotides. RefSeq names its product UDP-glycosyltransferase 76B1-like. The transcript is spliced from 2 exons. The record is from RefSeq and is a predicted model, not a curated record. Bases 1812 to 3221 code for a protein of 469 amino acids. Gene Ontology annotation, molecular function: UDP-glycosyltransferase activity. Lineage: Eukaryota; Viridiplantae; Streptophyta; Magnoliopsida; Caryophyllales; Amaranthaceae.
GCCAUUUGGAAUAUAAUAUGACGCCAUAUCAUAUCAAUCCAUAAUGAUUGAAAAACUCCAUGCAUUAACCUCCAUGUAUUAAUGUUUAGUUUUAUUGAAAAACUUUUCACAUGCAUAACAAAUAAUUUGUUACUGUAUAUAACAUCAAACAUCAGAAUGAGAAAAAAAUACUCAUGGGUGUACGAUACACUCAGACGUAUAUAACAAGCUCUUUGCAUAACACCCUAUUUACAUUAUCCUUGGAAUGCAAAAGAGUAGCAUAUAUAUUGACAUCAAAUUUAUCAAUUUUUUAUUUUUUAUUUUACUAUGGAUUGAUUUAUCAUUUACAUUAAUGCAGAAAAUAAUUAUUAUAUUCAAACUAUUUAAGCUAUCAUCUUAAAAAACAAAAAAGACACACCACUUAAGCUCUUAGUGACAAACAAGCCAAAUAUAUAUAAUUCAAUUAAAAUAAUAUAUUUAUAAUGACCCGAAGCAUCGUUCGGGCCUUCGGGCCAAAAACUAGUUUUAUCUCUAUAAUAUUACUAUAUCAGUAGUUCAGUACUCUACAACUCCAUUGAUUGGGUUGGGUCAUGAAUUCAUGAUUCUUAUUUUGGGUCGUUCAAUUUCUUAGUUAUUGGGCUCUCCGUUAUUAAAUUCUUACCCGAUAAAUUUCAGGAAUUCGGAACCGCUCAAAAUUUCGGGUACUUCACUACUUCCUAGCGUAUCCAAUUUCCCAAUGCCCACCACAUGCUCGAUAAAAUGCUCAAGAGAGAAAAAAAAAAAAAAAAAGAAAAAGAAAAAAAAAAAACUCCAAUGGAGUUUAGCCUGGAGUACGAACAAAUACAGCUCAAAAUUAUUUCUGGGAAAUUACCUUAAAAUUGUCACUUUCAGUAACUUUCAAAUGAUGUUGAUGGGUUUACAGGCGAAGUUGUCCUUAACAAAGGUACUGCCUCCUCCUUUACUGGCUGAAAGUUGUUCCUCUUUUUUAUUCCGUGAUACUGUAUUUGCCCUUUAAAUUUCAUUGCUUUAUUGUGAUAUUGACAUUCAAUUUUAUGCAAGAUUUGCUUCUUUGUAAUUGAUACAAUGAUAUGGCCUCCACAUUGUAAUAAAGACAACAACAAAGCCUUACACUCCCACCAAAAUGAUUCAUGUUGGCUAACAUGAAUUGUCGGCAAAAAAUAAUUCAAGCGAAAAAACAAUGAUUUUUAGUUAUUGCACAUGCAGCCGAUGCAGGGUUAGUGAAAACUUGUACUCGUACGUCUCGUAGUAGGAAUAAUGUAGGAUUACUUCCCUUUCGAUACAUUGUGUCACGUUAAACAUAGUCUUAAGAAUUAUACGGAGUGUGAAUGUACGAUACAUGUUGUGUGGAUGACAAUUACGGAGUAGUCAACUCAUACAACCACGCUUUAAGAUAAGGCUGGUCAAUAGAUUUUACGUGGUUUGAUAUAUGUUAGUCUUUAUCAAUUGGUGGUUGGUGUAGUGGAGAAUGACUGAAUGAGACUACACUUGUUAGUUUGAUCCACCGCAACAACCAUUGAGAGGAGACUGAAACCUAACCAUCCAGAAUUGAUCCCUGCAUCCGUAUUAGCUCAAAGGGUGGAACAACAACAAUAACAACAACAAAAAAAAAAUGACCGAGUGUGCAUAUGUUAAAAGAAAUAUUAAACCUUGUAAUUUUUUAACUAAUAAUUAGCUUUAUAUUUAUGUAACUAAAAAAACUAAUUUUAUUUAUUUUUUAUAGUUUCCUCUUUGCUAUCUUCCAACUUGGUCUUAAAGAGACUAACUAUAGAUCUAAGUAAGCUUAUGAAUAUCAGAGUUAAACAAAAAAACCAAUGCAUGCUAAUGCAAGCACAGUAAUAUAUACACCAGAAAUUAAAGCCAAGCCAGCUGAAUUGGAUAAGAUGAGGCGAACAUUGGUGCUUUUCCCUUUACCAUUGCAAGGGCAUCAGACACCCAUGCUUCUGGUAGCAAACAUCUUAUAUUCAAAAGGCUUCUCCAUUUCUAUUAUUCAUACUCAUUUCAACUCACCUAAUCCUGAUAGUUAUCCACAUUUUACUUUCCAUCCUAUUUCUGAGAGCUUGUUGGGCUGUAAAGCUUCUACUGCAGAUGUUAUAGGACUUCUGAAUACGCUUAACGUUAACUGUGUGGUGCCUUUCAGGGAUAUUUUGGGUCAGAUACUGUCUGAGAAUGCUGCCAAAGAGCCUGUUGCUUGCUUAAUUACUGAUGCUAUGUGGCACUUCACACAAGAUAUUGCAGACAACCUUUUGCUCCCAAGGAUUGUGUUGCGGACCAGUAAUCCAUCAUCUUUUGUUGCAUUUACUUAUUUGUCGCUUUUUCGAGAAAAAGGGUACCUCUCGGCACAAGGUUGUCAAUUGGAAGAGAAAGUCCCAGAGCUUCCACCUUUGAAAAUGAAAGACAUUCCCAUACUUGGAACAUGUGAUCUUGAAGCAACUUAUGGAUUAGUUUGUAACAUGAUAGAAAAAACCAAGUCCUCAAGAGGACUCAUAUUCAACUCUUUUGAGGAACUUGAAGGUCCUGCACUGGCCAUGCUCCAGCAAGACUUCAACAUUCCCCUUUUUGCAAUUGGCCCGUUUCACAAGCAGGCUCCAUCUUUAUCAAGUAGCUUGCUAAAACAAGAACGAGACUGUAUUUCCUGGUUGAAUGCUCAUGCACCCAAGUCAGUGCUAUACAUUAGCUUUGGAAGCAUAGCUGCAGUUAGUGAGGCAGAUUUUCUGGAGAUUGCCUGGGGCUUAGCAAAUAGCAAACAACCAUUCUUAUGGGCUAUUAGGCCAGGGUUGGUCCGUGGCUUAGAUGGGCCUGCUCCACUGCCAUCUGGGUUCUUGGAGACAACUGCAAAGCAAGGCCGGAUUGUUACAUGGGCCCCACAAGACGAGGUUUUGGCUCAUCCUGCAGUUGGAGGAUUUAUGACUCACAGUGGCUGGAAUUCGACCUUGGAGAGCAUUUGUGAAGGUGUGCCAAUGCUAUGUCUUCCUUGCUUUGGUGAUCAGAUGGUUAAUGCUAGACAUGUAACUGAUGUGUGGAAGGUGGGUUUGCGAUUUGAGAAUGGACUAAACAGAGAUGAUAUAGAGAACUCUAUUAGAAGAGUACUGGUGGAAAAAGAAGGCAAAGAGAUUAGCCAGAGGUUGGCAUAUUUGAAAGAGAAGGCAAGUCUUUGUCUAGCAUCUGGUGGAUCCUCUCACAAGUCCUUGGAAAUCUUGGUUUCACAUAUCUUAUCAUUUUGAUUAUUUUACUUCAUGAUAGAUGUGUACCCCUUUGGACCCUCUCCUUGACAUUAAUUUAGUGUAAGUGACUUUUCAAUGUGAUCAAAUGUUGUUUUCUAUGUACCCAAUUAUCUGCACUGCCUUUCUCAAGUAAUGACUAGCUUCUCUCCUUUAU